Messenger RNA from Fusarium subglutinans, 600 nucleotides. RefSeq names its product beta-lactamase 2. The record is from RefSeq and is a predicted model, not a curated record. NCBI's taxonomy places the organism in Eukaryota, Fungi, Ascomycota, Sordariomycetes, Hypocreales, Nectriaceae. The coding region runs from base 1 to 600 and encodes 199 amino acids. The transcript has a single exon.
AUGGCCAUGAUUCCUGACACUGGCCUUGUCGUGUCUGUCCUUGGGGCAGGACCAGAAGUCUCGAGUGUUUGGGCGCAGCUCGCGACUCUCAAUAUCGUCGAGGCGCUGAUACCAGCCAUGGACAUGGCAGCUCGUGACGAAUCUAAAGCUCGUUUUGCUGGACAGUAUGUCGAUAAAAGGACUGGUUCUGCACUUACUCUCUCAUUGGAUAAAGGGCCUGGUCUCGUCUUGAGCAAAUGGACUGCCCGAGGCUUUGACAUCCUUCCCAACUUGAACCGAUUUCAACCCGGACGAUUUAACAAUACUACCGAUCCAGCCAUCAACACCAUACGCUUGUAUCCUACUGGUAUUGAGAACAAGUCUCGCGCCGCACGGAGAGCUGUGUUUCCGACACUCAGUGGUACUGAGGCUGACAUGAUUGAAGGCUUGACCAAGGUCAAGGAUGUGACGUGUAUUACUUGGCAUAUGCUCGAUCGCUUCAUUUACAAUGGAAUUUCAAUGGAUCACUUUGAGUUUAAGUAUGGCAAGGAUGGGAAGGCUGCCAGUAUCAAGUCAAAGGCGUUUGAUGUUGAGAUGAAAAGAGCGGAUAAGAAAGCUUAA